Molecule: messenger RNA, 865 nt
Organism: Artibeus jamaicensis (Jamaican fruit-eating bat)
Lineage: Eukaryota; Metazoa; Chordata; Mammalia; Chiroptera; Phyllostomidae
Gene: MPZL3
Product: myelin protein zero like 3
Exons: 6
Coding region: 164-811 (215 amino acids)
Cellular component (GO): membrane
Source: RefSeq, a predicted model, not a curated record
UUCGGAAAGGGCAAUUCUAGUGUUCAUUAGUUUGUCCAGUAUUUUGGGAAAAAGAAACAUGAUUAUUUUUUGGUUUAUUUAUUUAAUAUUACCAAAUUAUUAUUUGGUAAUUUUAUUUUUGGUAGGUGAUUAUCAGGGCUUGUGAAGUAAAAACGUGUAUUACAUGAAAGGUGUUCACACUGCCCUUUCCUUGGAGAUAAAAGUGGAUGCCCGUGUUCGGGGUUAUGUUGGAGAAAAGGUCAAGUUGAAAUGCAUUUUCAAGUCAACUUCAUCUGUCACUGACAAACUCACCAUAGAUUGGACAUACCGACCUCCCAGCAGCAGUCGCACAGAAUCAAUUUUUCAUUAUCAGUCCUUCCAGUACCCAACCACAGCAGGCACAUUUCGAGAUCGAAUUUCCUGGAUUGGAGAUGUAUACAAAGGGGAUGCAUCCAUAAGCAUAAACAACCCUACCAUGAAGGACAAUGGGACAUUCAGCUGUGCUGUGAAGAAUCCCCCAGAUGUGCACCAUAACAUUCCCAUGACAGAGCUAAUAGUCACAGAAAGGGGUUUUGGCACCAUGCUCUCCUCUGUGGCACUUCUUUCCAUUCUUGUCUUCAUUCCCUCAACUGUGGUGGUUGUUCUGCUGCUGGUGCGAAUGGGGAGAAAGUCUGCAAGACUGAAGAAAAGGAACAAAUCAGGCUUUAAGAAGUCAUCUAUUGAGGUUUCAGAUGACACUGACCAAGAGGAGGAAGGUGACUGCAUGUCAAGGCUUUGUGUCCGUUGUGCUGAGUGCUUGCCGCCUCAGGACUCAUGCAUUUGGUUUCUCUGAGCCUGACUUUCUGUGCUGGCAGCGUCUCUUCAGUCAGAGUGGAGAACCGCAGUU